GCCAUCCAAUCAACAUUUUCACAAUGUCAGCAUAGAUGGUGUUGUAGGCAUCUUUAUCAGAACUUUCAGGGCACCUAUCAUGGGGUGUUACUUAGAAGGUUGUUUUGGUCAACAACUAAGGCAUCUACUCCAUUCAUGUUUGAGAAGGAAAUGAAUGAAACGAAGGCCAUUAAUAAAGAUGUUCAUGAUUGGUUGCUUAAAAAUCCACCAAAAAUGUGGUUCAGACAUGCGUUUGAUUUUAGAUGCAAGAGCGACCACAUAACAAAUAAUAUGACAGAAUCAUUUAAUCAGUGGAUUUCAUCUGUUAAGAGUAAACACAUUCUUAUUUUAAUUAAUGAGAUAAGGAAGCAGCUACUUGAAGUGGUGGAACCAAGAUAUCGGAUGUGUUGUAUCUAUACAGGGAAUAUCACGCCAAGGAUUCAAAAGAUGUUGACUGUUAUAAGGACUGAAUCUAGAUGGUGUAUAGUACUUGCAUCUGGAUUAGAUGAGUUUGAAGUAACAUAUUGCAAUUAUAGAUCAGUAGUUGAUUUGAAGAAACGUUCUUGUGGAUGCAAAAUCCAGGAUGCUACAGGUCUACCAUGUAAGCAUGCGGCUGCCUGUAUUGAAAACAAGAGGAAAGACUUGAAAACUUAUUGUGAUGAAUAAUACAGUGUACAAAAAUAUUUGGAAGUAUAUAGAGACAUAAUUCAUCCACUUCCUGAUUUGGAUGAGUUACCAGAAGAACAUCCUAUGAGCAUUGUUCAGCCUCCACCCUUGAAGAGGUUAGUAGGAAGACCGAACACAGUUAGGAAGAAAGAACCUGGUGAAGGACCAUCCGGAGAAUUUAGGAAAAGGUCUUCAGGUCUUACAUGUGAAAGAUGCAAAGGUGAAGGAUAUAACAUCUGCACUUGCACAGGACCUUUAGUUCAGAGUAAAAAGUCUUCUUCUAAAGUGAAGAGAAAUGAAAUGAGUGGAAGUGAACUUGAGAGCAACUUGUCUGAAAUACAAACAAGAUCUUCACAGGCUUCUUCAAGCUGCAUAGUUGAUGAGAAUGUACAGACCAAGAUUAAAGCCCAAUUGAAAGCUAAAGAGAAUAAAAGGAAAGCAAGGAAGAAUGCAAAGAAGACAGAAAGUAGUAAGAAGAAUUGAACAGUAGGACAUGAGAGGAUAGCAAGGGUGCUUGGGAUUUGGUCUUAACUAAGUACAAUUAGGUAUGGAUGAUGUUUUAUGGAUGGUACUCUUUUUUUUUUAAUGUUAGUUGGAUUUAAUGGUUA
Molecule: messenger RNA, 1253 nt
Organism: Macadamia integrifolia
Lineage: Eukaryota; Viridiplantae; Streptophyta; Magnoliopsida; Proteales; Proteaceae
Exons: 2
Coding region: 730-1128 (132 amino acids)
Source: RefSeq, a predicted model, not a curated record